Hymenoscyphus albidus is the source of this 2120-nucleotide messenger RNA. The record is from the annotation of a GenBank genome assembly. NCBI's taxonomy places the organism in Eukaryota, Fungi, Ascomycota, Leotiomycetes, Helotiales, Helotiaceae.
AUGCCUGACAAGAAGAAAUUUCAGCUACCCCUCCAAAGCAGGUAUGACAAAUUGCGCUACCGCUCAUCUACUAGCCCUCCUGUCUCUAGCAAUCAAGAAGAGAAUAUGACAAAGGAAAAAGAAGGAACGUCACCGGCUACGGUAGGAACUCGCAAUGUAUCUCCAAAAGAUCCGGAUGAACACAUGGAGAAAGUGAGUCAAGAAGACUUGAAUGCAAUAAUAAUAGCAGCUCGGUCAGAACAGCAGAACAAUGAGAACGACUUGAUGAAUAUCGAGAAGACGUCUGCACAGGUCUAGAGAUCGUCGUCAAUACUUUCCCCAAUGUUUGACAUACUCAAAAAAUCCCGAUCACCUAAACCAGAGAAUUAUAAGGGCGCAAUCGAAGAGCUGUGGAACAAAUUUCGCACUCAAGACGACAACCUUAGAGCGUUGAAUAAUACACUGGAUCAGCAAAUCGCGGAGAAAGAGGCCUUGCAAAAGAAGGUAGACGAGAAUAGUAGUAUGGCACAGGAGUCUAUAGCGAAGCUUCAAAACGAGCUGGAAAGUAAUAAUCAGCGAUUACAAGAAUCAGAGGCUUCUAAAGCAGUAGCAUCGCCGUCUCGAAAUGAAAUAUGGAGAAAAGAGAUCGCCAAUUUGAGAUUGAAAGUUUUAGAACUUGAGAAAAAGCUGAAAAAGGCCUAUCGCCAAUUGGAAGAAUCAAAGGCCACCAAAGUCGCAUCAUCUUCCUCUCAUGACGCUGCUAGGAGAGAAGAGAUCUCGAAUCUUAGGCCGAAAUCGGAAGUGCUCGAGGGGAAGCUGGGUGAAGCGCAAGAACAACUGAAAGAGAAAAGCCUCAAGCGGAAAAAAUAGCCAGUGAACAUGAGGAAGAGGUAGCAAAAUUACAAGAAGAGCGUGACAAUCUAGCCAUCGAUAAUACUUCAUUGGAGGCAAUUUUGGCGUCUGAGAAAAAGGAUAUGAUGGACCAAAUUAAAAGACUCAAACUGGAGCUUAUUGAAAGCAAAGGUAACUUUCGCUCCUGGCUACGGCUUCGACCUCCCCAGAACGACCUUCCCAGACAAGCUAUCACAAUCCGAGGAGAUCAGCAAGUUGAAGUUAUUGACCGAAACAGAAACAAAAAAUCGUACGACUUUGAUCGUGUUUUUGCCCCAGAAGCUGACAACACCACCGUGUUUCACGACCUGAGCGAGAUUUUAGAGUCUACACUUCAAGGCUACGACAUCACAGUUCUCGCAUAUGGACAGACCGGCUCUGGGAAAACAUAUACCAUGAGUGCGAUGCUCAAUAUGGCAUUGGAACAGAUAUUUAGAGAGUUGGAGAAAUCAUACGGGACCGACUUUAGCGUCAACGGCCGUUGUAUUGAAAUAUACAACGACAAAGUAUAUGAUCUCUUUGUAACAGCCCAGCCACUAAAAGCCUCAGGGUUAUGUACCAGUAUGUGGCCGACUUCCGACCGAUAUCUGUCAGCACAAACAGAUUCACUCAGCAAUUUUCAAGCGUUCCAAGAAAUGGUUGAAAAGGUUGAAAAGAAUCGUAGAUCCGGUCAAACAGAGAAGAACUAUUCGUCUUCACGUUCUCAUAUGUUAUUGUCUUUUCAAAUCACCGCCUCAAAGGAAGAAGCAUCUGGCGCCGUUACAACCACCCGCUCUUCAAUUACAUUUAUUGAUCUAGCCGGUUCAGAAUCCAUGAAAGAGGUCGAAGAUCGCACUGAGGAAACACAAGCGAUCAACAGCGAUCUCUCGGCAAUUAAAACUGUUCUCACGUCCAUGGGAAAAAAAGAAAAAUACAUUCCAUUCAAAAACAGACAGCUCACCAGACUACUUGAUGACCGGUCAAAUAAAGGAAAAGUGCUUUUUAUUCAAACCGCUAACAUUGCGGAGCUGGAGCAAUCUGUUCACACGAUGGAAAUUGGUGGUUUGGUCAGCAAGGUCACGCAGAAAAAGCCGGCGAAGAAUGUUGUGACAGAGUUCGCGGCUACGGGAGGUAGUGAGGAAGUGCCGCAGUCAAAACCUCUUACCGGGUGCAGUACAAGAGGAAGAGGAACGGAAAGAGGCGGAAGAGGAAUUACUUCCCGCCCUUCAACUGGCUCUCGGGGAACCAGUCGAGGUAGGACAGGCAAGUAA